GUCCUGCAUACCUCCUACCACGUAUUUUUACUACAUGCUACUUCCUUAUAUUCUUUAUUUAAUGCACUCGACAAUGCUUGAUAUCGUCUCACCUAUCUAAUCGAUCUGUGCCUCGUCAUAAAAAUAGAGAAGUUGGAAAUAUCGGUAUUUCCACAUGUCGCGUCGCAUCUCGGUCAGAUAACAGACAUUCUAACGUAUGACAGCCGAUUACCACUCUGGUGAUCGGUAUAUAUUGUUCGAGUGUUGUUCGAGAGUAUUGCUUGAACGUGACUGCUUUGGUAGUUAUAUCUCCGGAGGGUUCUCGGUUAACCGACAGGUAUUCGUGAGAAAGGAAGAGAAAGAAGAAAGUCGAGCGAAAAACUCAAAGUACAACGCGAAUGCAUGCUGUAUAUGCGUGAAGUAAACUCGCAUUUACAUUGUACGAACGCGUACUUCCACGCUGUGCAGUCGCAAGCCGAAAAUGCAGUGUCGCUCCAUUAUGACGUUACGAUGUGCUUUUCGCCCACAUGUACGCUCCCGAGAGCGCCUAUGAGAUCCAAUCAGUGUCACGAUUAUGUACAAUGUCGACGCUGCAAUUAAGCAUGCAGGACAGAAAGGACCUGGACAAGUUCACGAAAUACCUGGCGCUAAGGGCUGCCCAAAUCAUAGUGCAGUCGAGGUCAGGUCAGAAAGUCAACACUACGUGCAAGCCGGACUCCUCGGCUGGUGAUUGGUUUAAUUUGGCGAUAAAAGAACUACCAGAGGUUUUGGCUGAUGCUAAGAGGGCACUUUGUGGAGAAAUAGUAAGUUCCACUGUACCACUCUGUAUAGAAAUCUCUUUAAAAACAGUGGAAGGUGAUACAAUGGUUUUGGAAACAUGGAGCCUCGGUGUUUUGCCAGAGCAGAGUGACCCAACUGUAAGAGUUACAUAUACUGUAUACAAUAGAAUGGGGAUUCUAUUGAAAUCCUUGCUUUCUGUCUCAAGAGUCACACCUGCUUAUAAACUAAGCAGGCGGCAAGGUCCAGAUUCUUACACUAUGUGUUAUAAAAUCUACAUGGGAGAACCUCAAUUACAUGUCUUAGGUGAUAACUAUAAACAUGUAAGAGUGGGUCAAUUGUGUACCCCGGUAGGUACCAUACACUUAUCAGUCUCUUAUAGAACGAAAAUGACCAUAUCACCCACUCACACGGGACGAGAUUCUAUCAUGCUCAAGAGCGAUCAUUUUCACUCAGAUUUAAGUCCGCGUCACGUGCGGUAUCAGCAAAAUGAAGAGACAUCUAAAUCUCUCAGUGAUACCAUCAAAGUUGGCGCAUUUGUAGUAAACAAACCCGUUAUUGUUAACGAGGAGGAUCUUGUGAUACCGGACGUGCCGUUCAGUUCCCUGUUGACGCCUCGACAAACGUCGCCUCCUCCAGUGUCACUAGUAGAUGUUACAAAGACUGCAACGGCAGCUGCCGCGACCGACAGCAACAACGGAAAUAAUGAAAGACUCAUUAACGAUAAUACAACUUCGAAGUGCGCCUCUCAAAAUGGAUCUAGAAGAAGUAGUUGCUCAAUGACUAGUGCCAACGAUGAUUUUAUUAUGGUAGAUUUGAAAACUCCGUUCGCCGUCACAAAUACUAAUAGCGACUUAGGAGCAUUCUAUCGAGAAUGUCAAAGUGCCCCGCAAUUGCAAGCCUUCAUGGAAGAAAGAACGCUGGCGGAACAAGUGGGAGAUCUCACUAAACAAUUGGAAACAUUCGAGACGAAUAUGCAACAUUACGAAGACGUUCUGUCAUCGUUGUGUCAAACCGAGAAUAAUAAUUAAGGCUGAGCUGUGCACUUUCGAAGUCUUAAUUUGAGCGAGAACGCGAUUGUGUUCAGCUACACAUAUGGUGAAUAAGAAACGUAUUUGCACAUGAAAUAAGAAAAAUGUUGCUACAAUAUCCUCUUGUCCAGUAUAUUGAUAUAAAAGAAGACAUUGCAUUCUGAUAGAAAUCUUGCAGCAAUAUAUUUCUUUUUAUUGUGUAUUAUUUAAGAAAUAGUAUGAGAAAAUGCAAAUACAUUUUUUUACCUACUAUAUGCAUCAUAUCCAUUAUGUCAAAUGUUAAAAUUUUUUUAAUCGUAUUUAUCAUUCAUGCAUAAGAUGAUCAAAAUUUCGUUUAACGUCAGGUUUGUCCUUUGUUAAAUUUUAAUUGGUUAGCUGAAUGUUUCUUCUCAUAAAAGGAAGAAACAACGAUAGAUGAACAAAUUGAAAGGACCCAUAAAUGUUGAGCUCAAUGAUCAUCAUUGUUGUAUACAUAAGUAUAUAUUUGGAUGGGACAAUAUAACAUGAAUAAGUAGAAGUUAUAUUGGCAUAAACGGUUUCUAAAUGAAAGAAAGAAUCUCUUUAUUUAACGAAUUUGAACAAGCCUGGAAUAUAUUUCUUCAUUUUUCGUGAUUCAUAGUUCUGAAAAUCUAUAAAUAUGUUAAAAAAUCAUAAUACGUUCCGAAAUUUCAAGUUUAAUAUAUGCUAUGAAUUUCUCUUUUAGUAAAUACCGGAAAACUACUCGAAUGUAUGUGUUCGCUGAUAUAGAAAAGAUGUUUAUAUAAGAGAGAACAAUUUCAGAAUCUAACGAACAUAUAGUACUUUCUGAACCAAACGUAAACCGUUUGUUAAACUUUAAAUUUAUUUACUCUUUGAUAUGUGCUGCUAAAUGAAAACUUUUUAAUCAAUAGGGAUUGAGAAACUAAUCGUUUUGAAUAUGGAAACAAUUUUCGGUUUUGGUGAUACUUGCAUCUCUGCGUGGAAUCGUACAAUUUUUUUUACGUAAAUCGAUUCUUCUAGUCAUGUUACAUAUAAAAGUAUUAAAAUAAGAUCAUUAAAAAGAAUAUGAAUAUAUAUGAUGUACCGUUCUCACAUAUAUUUUAUUUUAUUAUAAAAUAUACUGUAUAUUCUAAAUAUACAGAAUAUCUGUAUCAUUCUAAUCUUCUACUGAUAAGAUAUCGAGAUUUAGUUCUAUAGUUGUGAGGAAGACACAUUUUAAUAAAAAAAAUAUUUACUUUAGAUUGCUCCGUUAAAAAUACUUCAAGAUCACUCUUAAAAUUUUUUAAAUAGAAUAUAAUUUUUUAUAAUGUAAAUCGAUUCCUUAAAUUAUUCUGUGUAUAAAAGUACUAAAAUAAGAUCACACACCGAAAAGUAAAUACUUUCUGAGACAUUUUAUAUUUUAUCCUGGUACUUUUCAGCAUAAGAUAUGAAAUAUUUCGUAAAAUAUUUACUUCUCUGUGAGCUCACCCCAAUAGUUUUAUACGUAGAAUAUAGAUGGGAUCAAUGUCAUCAUUGUAGAAAUUAGAAAAAUAUAGAUAUAAAUAAAAUAAGGAAAACAUACACAUUUAGA
Dinoponera quadriceps is the source of this 3336-nucleotide messenger RNA. It is a transcript of the gene Atg13, whose product is annotated as autophagy-related protein 13. The transcript has 5 exons. Gene Ontology annotation, biological process: piecemeal microautophagy of the nucleus; autophagosome assembly; mitophagy. NCBI's taxonomy places the organism in Eukaryota, Metazoa, Arthropoda, Insecta, Hymenoptera, Formicidae. The coding region runs from base 507 to 1787 and encodes 426 amino acids. Gene Ontology annotation, cellular component: extrinsic component of membrane; Atg1/ULK1 kinase complex; phagophore assembly site. The record is from RefSeq and is a predicted model, not a curated record.